AUGAAUUCUAGUACAAGUUCCGAAAUUACUAGCGUCAAUGCAUUGAUCAUUGGUGCUGGUGGGGUUGGUGUGAUUACUGCAUAUUCUCUAUAUUUUGGUGGGAAGUGUAAUGUUUCUCUGGUAACUAGAUCAGAUUAUGAGCAUGUUUCGGAAUUUGGAUACAAGAUCGAUUCCUGUGAUUAUGGGGAGAUAAGAGAUUGGAAACCUCACAACCUUUUCAAGACAGUGGAACAUGCGGCAGCCUCUGGCAAGUUCUUCGAUUAUAUAAUCAUUACCACCAAGAACAUUCCGGAUGGUCCAAAAGACUCCACGGUUCACGCUAUUUUGAAGCCGGUAAUUGAAUCUAACUCUAGAGUAGAAGACUCAAGGGUAACCAAUGUCGUAUUGAUUCAAAACGGUAUUGAUAUCGAAAAGGAAGUCCUCGAAAACUUUGAUAAGAGCACUUUCCACCUAUCACUCCUCUCAGGAGUUCAAUUGAUUGCAUCUACGAAGAUAGGACCUGGACACAUUGUUCAGAAAGGGAAGGAUCAUGUGAGUUUCGGAGCCUUCAAUAAGAACGAUGAUAUUGCGAUUGGACAGGCGAAAAAGCUUGUAGAAUUGUAUCACAACGAACCUCACAAUACCUGUCUCUUUGAUGAAGAUGUCAGAUACACGCGGUGGAAGAAAUUGUUAUAUAAUGCUGCUAUUAACACAACCACAGCUCUUGUUGGAUUGGAUGUCCCUAGAUGCUUCGAAUUUUCUACUGACAAAAAAGCAACGGAAUAUGAAUUGUUCAGACCUGCUAUGGAAGAAAUAAUUUCCAUUGCUGCUAGUGAAAAUGUCAUUGUGGAGAAAGAAUUAGUGGAUUUUUUCAAUGAUGUUACAAGAAACAUUAUGUAUAAACCUUCAAUGUGCGUGGAUUUAGAAAAUGGAAGGUUAAUGGAACUUGAGGUAAUUCUCGGUAAUCCUAUAAGAAUAGCCAAAGAAAAGGGUAUUCGCACUCCAACUCUAAGUGUGCUCUAUAACUUACUCUACUUGAUUCAAAAUAAACUAAAAGAACAAAAAAAGAUAAUCGAAUUUGAUGAAGAAACCUUGAAGUUGGUAUCCUAA
Messenger RNA from Kluyveromyces marxianus DMKU3-1042, 1089 nucleotides. RefSeq lists its product as uncharacterized. The transcript has a single exon. The record is from RefSeq and is a predicted model, not a curated record. Lineage: Eukaryota; Fungi; Ascomycota; Saccharomycetes; Saccharomycetales; Saccharomycetaceae. Gene Ontology annotation, cellular component: cytoplasm. The coding region runs from base 1 to 1089 and encodes 362 amino acids. Gene Ontology annotation, molecular function: oxidoreductase activity.